CCUGUGCACUGCGGGGGCAUCGGAUUAGAUGACUUCUAAUGAUUCUGAAAUGAUUCUAUGACCCAAGCACUCAGCUUUCCUCACAGCGAUCCUUUUGAGUCAGAAGAUGAAACACUGUUUACAGAAGUCUUGUGUGCUUUCUCAGAGUGAAACUGCAAAAUUCUAUUUGUUUGCAUUCGUAGGAGGUUGAAUGUAAAUCGCAACAGCUGUGGUUCAACAGGAGGAAAAUAAAACUCAGUGAAGUAGAGACAUCCUUUGGGCAUCACAAAGAAAUACAUGAGCUAGGGAGCACAUCUCUGUAGGGAAUAACACUCCCAGUCUUUGAUUAUUUUCAGCUUGGAGAGCAAUGGGAAACAAGGCACAGGAUCCAGCUGGUAUUCUCAGCUGAUAGCCUUCUCUUUCCAGGCAAAUUCUAGAGAUGCCCAAUUCCUGGAACACUGCACAUGCAGGUACACAUACAGGCUUUGGGAACACAGAAUCUCAAUUCUGACUGAAGUCUGAAUUUGGAAAAAAAGUCCACAAUGCUUUUUCAGUAGCAAAAAAGGGAGGAGGAACACAAACAGUAAAUGACCUGUCAGCAGAACCUGCGGAAAAGAUAAUGACACAAAGUUUUCCACUGGGGCAUCAGCAAAUCUUCAAAUGCCAGGACUAUCAAGGCACUGCUUUGCAACAGUGUUUCUGGUCCAUAAACGCAAAACCAGAAGUCACUCCAGGAACUGAAAAGCCUAGCUGAACAAGGGAGGAGAAGAGUCUGCAGGAGAAAUAAGAGGUGGAAUUACAACGUUUAGUUGGCUCUCCUGGGAUGGGAUGUGUAGAGAGGUAAAGCCUUCCCUGGAACCACUGAGUGGAACAAAACAGCAGGAUGAAAGUUUGUAGGUGAUGGAUGACUGAAGAGCAUAGAUCCAUUUUUAUGCCAUCCUCUAGGAAAGCCUGAAAGACCUUCAGCUUCUUUUUUCUUUCAGCUUACAAAGCACUUAGAAUGUUUAAAAUUAUUUUAAGAUGCUUUAUGAUAAGGCUCUGCCAACACAAAGGCCUCACAACAACCCAUUUUUUAAUUUACUCCUGUUUUAGCAUUAUUUAUCUUGCCACAAAAUCUACAUAGAUUUCCAGAAAUAACACUCUGUACUUCUCUCUCUAAAUAUUAAUAGACUUUCCCUUCUGCCUUUGCCCACUAUAAGGAGGAAAUGGAAAUUAGAAAUAAGGAACUAGAACAAAAAAAGCCAAGCAGCUGCAGACCAGUUAUCAACAGGAUUAAAAUGAAUAGGUUAUUAAAAAGACAGGAUGAAACAAUCUGCAAAGACUCUGGAAUCAGAAGUCAGGAAUGCGAAUAACAAGCAACCUGCUAACAGUGAGCUGCUCACUUGUUUCUAUCUCUCACUUUGAUUGCAGCACCUGCCAAGGCUGUUCUGCUUUCCUUUGGCUCUGUAAAGGGCCCUAAAAUUGUGACAAACUUUACAGGCGUUUACUGCACAGCACCAUUUUUGCAUCAGAGCCAAAUCUGCACCUCUGAACAUAUGUGGAAGGGUUGAGCUCAAGGCUAAAGCCUGAAGCAAGCUGCCUUGCUGCAGCUGUUUGCAAGUAGGCAGGCUGCAUGCUUCAAAGAAGGGGUGUUACAGCAAGGAGAAACUAACUAAUGGCUGCUGAGAAAGGACGAGUCAUUACUGGGUCAGGAUGACCUGCCUGGACGCCUUCCUGUGCAGCCUGCUGUAGGAGCUGCUUUGCAGGAGCGUUGGACUCAAUGAUCUCUAGAGGUCCCUUCCAACCCCUACAAUUCUGUGAUUCUGUGAUGAUCUGCCUCAUAAAAACACCUCGUAAAAACCAAGCCAGUUUACCUAGUGUCAAGUCAACUUCCAGCUUUGUGCCCCCCCAGAUCAGAGGAAAACACAAGCUCCUAUUUAAGUGUCCUAGUCAUGCUGACAAACAGUCUCCCCUUGCUGGGCUGGAGCACAGUGACCACAACAAGCAUGACAACACUGAGCUCCAGACUGCAAUCCAGAGCAGUCACCACAGGGCCAGAGGGGGAAGAUGAGGACCGAAAUUUGCUGAGCUUCAGAAGAUCUGCAAACUCCCACAGGAAAAGCUGCUCAGCAAGAGCCACAUGACACACCAGUCAAUGGGAUCACUGCAGGCUUAUUUCAAGGAAGUCUGAGCCAAGACUGAACCUGAGCACACUGCAUUUUUCUCGACACGGCAGGCAGCAUCCUGUACUGCACAGAACAUCACUACGGUGUACGGAAUGGAGGGGGGGACCAUAUCUGUGAACUGCACCUAUAACCCCCGGCAGCAGCGGUGGAGAGAGAAGAGCUGGUGCAAGCAGAUCGAUGGGAGUAAGUGCCAACACGUGGUGAGCGCCCGCCGCUUCUGGCUGCCAUUCCUGAAGAACAGGAACGGCACCACCUCCAUCAGCGACAACAUCCAGGAUGGGGUCCUGACCGUGACCAUGAGGCGACUCAGGAAGCAGGACGCCGGGCUGUACCAGUGCAGAACGGAGUACCUGGGGGAAACCAACACCUUACGGAGGGUGCAAGUGGAUGUGCUGACAGCUGUCCUGGAGACCCAAAUUCCAGAGGAGCCCAGUGCUGUGCAGAGCAUCUCCAGCAUCCCUCCUGAAGCUGAUUUCACGGUCCUCUACAUCAUUGCUGGAUUACUGGCUACUAAGUUUGUGGUGGCUGUGCUGAUCUUUAUCAUUAGCAACAGCAUGAAAAACAGAGAGGCAGAGCAGAACAAACCAAGCUUGAAUGAACAGCAGGUCCUCCGUUUCCCUGGUGACCUCGUAGAGCCUGCACAUGGUGGAAUCAGCCCCUCCUGGGAGAGCACUGCUUAGAGCCGAACCAAAGGGAAUCGACAGGGAAAUGAACAUCAAGCUUUUUUGAGCAAAGCUUUGCCACCUGCUGUAAGAAAGAAAAGCACUGCCUACUAAAUAUAGGUAUUGACAAACCUAUCACUCUGGAGAGGGAAUGUCACCAUCUACCACCUUCUCUCAUUGCUUUCUCCAACACAACCCAAUUGAAAUGAUGCUGCCAGUAACACCUGAAACUGUUGGAAGCGGGUGGGACUGAGGGCUGGAAGGAGGGAGGAAGAAGAAAUCGUUUCAUCAAGAGAUCCAACAAAACCCUACUCAUGUGGCAGAGAUGCUUCCCCAGACACAGUAAUGCACAGAUAAUGCAUUGCUGUAAGGAAAACCACUGAACAUAAACAAGAGUCCAGGUUAACACAUCUCAACCACCUGGUGCUUUUGUGCUCUCACACACAGCAAAAAUAAUAUGACAGUUUCAUCUCAAACCUCCAAGGAAGUUUUGAUUCGUUGAAGAACAGUGCUGAAGAGCUCAUGGCUUUUAUUCAGAAUGUCCUACACACCUCUACAGAAGCCAUGAAUGCUUCUCCCAAAAGCACGCAGUACAAAUGGACGUAUGUGGUUCUACUGAAAGCUAGUAUUGCUGUCUAGAAAUCAGCUUUGUUAAGACUUGUUUGUAAGACUCCUGUCCAUAAAGACUGAUUUUUGCCAUGCUUAUGGCAAUGCAGUGCUCUGCUGUCACCUCCAGUCACUGCCAGUAACUGCACCACACGAUCAGGCAGUUAUUCCUAGUGCUCAUCCCCUGUGCAGGUGAGAUCUGUCAGUGUUGUGCCAUCUCACAGUACUGCUAGGUGACACAAGACCCCAAGGAUCUCCUUGCACAGAGUGGAUCCUUAGCAAGCAGUCAGUGUGGAAAGGAACAAAGAACUGCAGAACAUAACAAAGGCAUGUGAAAUCUGCACACAGCUCUGAGCUUGUUUCCUCAUUUCUCAAAUCAUUCCAUGAACACAAAGAUGAUCUGUCUCUCUGUACUUUACCUGCACUUUUUCUCAAGGGGUUCAUUGUUCAUCAUACCCCAGAAGGAAGCUGCAAUUACCUGUCCAAAGAAGAACCCAAACCCAAUGCCAUUCACACUGCUUCCCGCAUUGCCUACAAAGCUAAAUAAAAACAAACUGUUAUCUUACAUAGUGUGGAUUCAUGUCAAAGGGCUGGAGCACAGCAAUUCACAAUAAACCACUCAGAACAAA
Messenger RNA from Centrocercus urophasianus (Greater sage-grouse), 4041 nucleotides. It is a transcript of the gene NCR2, whose product is annotated as natural cytotoxicity triggering receptor 2. NCBI's taxonomy places the organism in Eukaryota, Metazoa, Chordata, Aves, Galliformes, Phasianidae. Gene Ontology annotation, cellular component: cell surface. The transcript has 4 exons. The record is from RefSeq and is a predicted model, not a curated record. Gene Ontology annotation, molecular function: signaling receptor activity. Bases 2237 to 2824 code for a protein of 195 amino acids.